AUGACAACUACUACUGAUUUAUUAUUGAAAAACAAUCAAGAAUUAUUUAAAAAAGCUAGCCAACAUCAAUUGACUAAUGAGUGGUGUUUGGGUACUUUAAGUGAUCGUGCUUUAUACAUUUAUUUGGCUCAAGAUCUAAUGUUUUUUGAAGAUUCCUUUAGAUUAAUUUGUAAAACCACUUCCUUAGCUCCAGAUGCUGAUAGUAUGAUGACUUUGGGUAGAAAAAUCGGAUUCUUUGCUAGUGAUGAAAAUACUUAUUUUAGAGACUGUUUAAAAUUACUUGCCCCAAGUGUCACUGAAGAAGAAAGAAAAAAGUUCACGAAAGUGCCAUUGAAGGAAGUCUCAAGAUACUUGGAUUCCAUUAACGAAAAAUUCAAUGACAAAACCUCUAAAUACACUUAUCCAGCUUUGAUUACUUCAUUAUGGUGUGCAGAAUUAGUCUAUUUGAAGUGGGCAAGAGAUUCACCAAGAGCUGAAAACUUGCACUGGAAAUACCAAACAUGGAUCGAUUUACAUGACGGUGAACAUUUUGAAACCUGGUGUAAGUUUUUAGAAGAGGAAGUCAACAAAUACUCGAUCGAAGAAGUUCAAGAAGCUUUUGCAAAAACUUUACAAUUAGAAUACGAAUUCUUCCAAAGUUGUUAUGAAGCAUAG
Vanderwaltozyma polyspora DSM 70294 is the source of this 654-nucleotide messenger RNA. It is a transcript of the gene PET18, whose product is annotated as Pet18p. Gene Ontology annotation, cellular component: cytosol. The record is from RefSeq and is a predicted model, not a curated record. The transcript has a single exon. NCBI's taxonomy places the organism in Eukaryota, Fungi, Ascomycota, Saccharomycetes, Saccharomycetales, Saccharomycetaceae. The coding region runs from base 1 to 654 and encodes 217 amino acids.